AUGUUACGCCAAGCUUGUCUUCUUUAUCGUGUGUAUCAUCCAAAUUUUAUUCGACAAACCCUCGUUCCUUUAAGUACUAGUACUCGUUAUUUUGCUGAAUCAACCAGUACAGGAAAAUCAAUAAAUGAACCUUCAAAAGAAAAUAUAACGGGAAAAAAAUCAUUUGAUAGUGUUCCUGUACAUCUUGGUUCUUUUGCAAAAGUAAUUAUGGUUUUAGGUGGACUUUACGGACGUUAUCGUGACGUUCCUGAUACAAUACCUAAUCGUGCAUAUCAAAGAACAAAAGAUCGAUUUCGAGCACGUUGUGUUGUUGCCUCUCUAUUUGGUACGGCUCUUCUUGCUAUUGUAGCAGCAAUGCGUGGCAAAAGUGCUGCUAAAGAAGGCAAACGAUACACAGAUAGUGUUUAUGAAAUGCAUCGUGGUGGAUCACGAUUACAUGAACAAUUAGAAACAAUACAUAAUCGUGGAAAACGUUCAGAACGAUAUUCACCACCGGUCGAUGAAAUCAAUAAAUAA
Rotaria sp. Silwood1 is the source of this 516-nucleotide messenger RNA. Lineage: Eukaryota; Metazoa; Rotifera; Eurotatoria; Philodinida; Philodinidae. The record is from the annotation of a GenBank genome assembly.